Closterium sp. NIES-67 is the source of this 1743-nucleotide messenger RNA. Lineage: Eukaryota; Viridiplantae; Streptophyta; Zygnematophyceae; Desmidiales; Closteriaceae. The record is from the annotation of a GenBank genome assembly.
GUUCUCACCCUGUUCCGCAGUUCCAGCUCACCUCUUCCCUCUUCCACUUCUCACAGCAACAAGCUUCUUUUGUAUCGAGCGGCAAGUAUGGCUUUCCCUUGCAUCCUCGCCCUUCUCCUCACGCUCGUUUCUCUACUGCGCACCGCCACGGCAACGAAUAUGCCCGCCGGUGGAUGCCACACCCGUUACGUCUGCCCUUACAUAGACAACCUCGCUACAGCCACCAUCUCCCAGUCCACGUACACCAAUUAUAAGUACAUCGGGAACUACCAGGGGCUGUUCAACAGCCAGGGCGGGCAAUACAUUGAGCACCAGCGCGGGUCUGGCCCCGUGAACUUCGAGCGGUACACGGAGGUUGGGACGAUUUUCGACGUGGUGAAGGGCGUGUAUGGCGACACGCUGCAGGAGUGCUGCCGCGCCUGCGCGCGUUCCACGUACUGCUACCAGUGGCACUGGUUCAAGAACGCGCGUCUCGCUGGCGAAAACGCCAAGGUGACGGGCUUUAUCGACCGCAUUCAAUGUUAUCUUCUGGAGAAGGUCGGCGGCUCGGGAACGUCGGGCCCCUUCAAGACCCCCAAUGCGGGCGACGCUGCGACGCAGACGGCGAACGCGGUUAACUACCCGCUCAGCUUCGUCGGCGGGCUCUGCAACGGCACUGCGCUCGUCGAAAACGACCCGCAUCUGACCGGCGCGCACGGCACGCACUACGAUUUCACCGGGCGUCUCGACCGGUCUUUCUGCCUCUUCUCCGACCGUCGAUUCCACGUGAAUAUGCAUCUGAACGGUUACCAGGGCGCCCCGCCCGCUCUUCCCGCGUCGGCGGCAUCGACUAACAAGGAAACGAGCACGGAGCUUCACACGUGGAUUAAGGAGGUCGGCGUGGUGUGGAUGACGCCCGACGGCGCGAACCACACGCUGCGCAUGGUUGCGCGCAAGGGCAAGCAGCAGGAGCGCGGAGACAACGGCUUCCUCUCGCUUCUCGAGAUCGACGGCAAGACGACGAGCCCGCCGAGCGUCGGCGAAUCGAUCGCGACGGAAAGCGGGUUUGUGCUAACCAAAAUCGCGGAGGAGAAGGAAGGGCCCUUCGACGUGGAUCAGUUUCAGGUGCGCGUGGUGGGGCUGGGGGAAAUCGACGUGCGCGUGCGCGUGGCGCACCCGCUGCUGCAAACUCCAACCGAGGCGGAAGCUCACUUCAAUGUCGAGCUGUCCGACGUCAAGAUGACGUCAGCAGUGCACGGCGUGCUGGGGCAGACUUUCAGGAAUACCCCGGAGCAGCUGCAGCGCGCGAUUAAGUACUCGCACUUAGCGGCGCUGCUUCGCCACCCCGUGGAUGUGGAUAGGGCCGAAGGCAAGGGCUUCCUGGACGGCGAAGUGGAGGACUAUGUCUCGUCGUCUAUCGUCGCGCCGGACUGCAAAUACUCCAGCUACAGCACUGCCUAAGAGGGAGCCCCUAGACUGCUCGGGAUCAGAGUGGAUGGGAGAUUAAGAGAAGUCUAAGAAAUGCUGCUGGGAGCUACGAUGUCUGGUAUACUGGCUGCGCUGUGUUGCGAGAUCCGAGUGAGGCAUGUAAGAUCUAAGCUGGAGGGACGGCAAACUUGGGUGCUGUUUCCGCCCGUGAGCCUAACGAAUGGCAGCCUGUCGAAGGCAAAUAAAGGUGCCCGGAAGGCCGCCGAACUGUAGACUAUAAUUUCCAUGUAUUUUGAUUAUUCUUAAUAUUUCAUCCACAGUUUAAGCAUUGCAUUU